Messenger RNA from Lindgomyces ingoldianus, 1824 nucleotides. Its product is annotated as phosphate transporter. The record is from RefSeq and is a predicted model, not a curated record. The coding region runs from base 1 to 1824 and encodes 607 amino acids. Gene Ontology annotation, biological process: transmembrane transport. Gene Ontology annotation, molecular function: transmembrane transporter activity. Lineage: Eukaryota; Fungi; Ascomycota; Dothideomycetes; Pleosporales; Lindgomycetaceae. Gene Ontology annotation, cellular component: membrane. The transcript has 6 exons.
AUGCCCAACAUUCAUCACGGCUUCCUUGGUCCAAAUGGGGAGGUCUUGACGGAACAGGAGCGUAGAGACCGCCAGCGGCUUCGCGACGAAAUUGACCUCAACUCUUUCAACCUACGCAUUUGGGCCGUUGCUGCGACUGGCUUCUUCACUGACUCAUACAACUUGUUUGCGACCAACGUCAUCCUUCCCUCUCUCGCCUUCGUCUAUUGGCCCAACGAGAGGUCGACAUGGAGGGAACUGCUCGUCAACUCCAUGACUUUGGCAGGGUCUAUAGUCGGCCAGGUCUUCUUUGGAUGGCUUGGUGACCGCUUUGGGAGAACUAGGCUGUACGGUAUAGAGCUCGCCAUCGUUAUCUUUUCCACCAUUGGGGUCGCCUCCGUCUCGUCAGGCUACCUAGAAAACAUGAGCAUAUUAGGGUGGCUCUCAAUAUGGCGUUUUGUCAUGGGGGUACUGCUCCCAAGGGUAGGCAUUGGAGCCGAAUACCCUCUAAGUGCUGUGAUUACGACCGAAUGGUCAUCAACAAGAGCCCGGGGGAGGAUGAUCGCCGCUGUGUUCCUUAUGCAGCCGGUCGGCCAGUUGUUUGCACAUCUCGUCGGCCUGUGGGUUCUCUUCGGACUUGACAAAAGGGACCAUUUGCAAGAGAAUUGCUCCAAGACGGCUGAUGCCAUAGCCCUGGCCAAAUGCACAUCAACUGUUGAUUCUAUCUGGCGGAUAGUAACCGGAGUGGGAGCAGCGCCUGCCCUCAUUGCCAUCCUUUUCCGUUUGUUGAUUUCGGACCCUGGCCUCUACGAUCUCGAGGUUAAGAAGAAUCUUCCCCGAGCGCUCCGAAGUACUAGAAGGGUAUAUGGCAGCCAGGCAAAUCAGAAUAUUCAAAUGCAACUGAUAGGUCAAGCUAACGGACCGGCUACCUUGCAUCCCCCUGCAAAUCCUGUCCAGUUUUCCUCCAGGGAUCUCACGCGGUUUUUCUUUGAACAGAAAAACUGGGUAUACUUAGCAGGAACAAGCACAACAUGGUUCUUGCUGGAUUUCUCCUUUUAUGGCCUCGGGAUGGGGAAUUUUCGUACGCUGUCUAAAAUAUGGGCGACCUGGGAUGCAAAACAGCAAGGUGGCAAUCCUCCUGCGGUACCAAGUUGGAAUACAGACCCGACACUCAACGCUACUAUUUUAGAGAAUAAGGGUAGGCAAGCAACAAUAUACGACGUACUGUACGAAAAUGCGAGAAAGAGCAUGCUAACGGUAUCCAUCGCCUCGGUCAUGGGCAGCCUGCUGUUCAUCUAUGCCGUCAACUAUCUACCCCGACGGCAGUGGUUGACAACCUCUUUCUUGGCACUCGCCAUUCUCUUCAUCAUCACUGGAGGGACGUUCUAUGCUGUUUUCCACACUACCAACCACGCGGUUACCGUCUUCCUCGUCGCCGUUUGCCACUUUGGGUUUAAUUUCGGCGCGAAUACCCUCACCUUUAUGAUCCCCGCCGAAAUCUUCCCAACGACAUACCGAUGCUUCUGCCAUGGUGUCUCUGCGGCAGCGGGAAAACUUGGUAGUGUCGUCGUCCUGCUCAUCUUGCACUACGUCCAUGCCAGCGAUCCAGUAGCGACCACGCAGGGGUAUAUCUUCAUCAUCUUUGGUAUCGUCAUGGCGAUUGGCGCCGCAUUUUCUUGGGCCUGGAUUCCAAAUAUCCAAGCGGGCCGGGAGGAUCCGCGGAGCCUUACGUUGAGUAACAAGAGGUUAGAGGAUCUAGGAGGUGGGUAUGAGAGAGCAGUUGUUGGAGAAGGGGAAUGUAUCGGGUUUCGACGAAAGUGGCGGAGGUGGCGCGGGGAGGAUUAG